This is a messenger RNA of Entrophospora sp. SA101, 339 nucleotides long. The record is from the annotation of a GenBank genome assembly. NCBI's taxonomy places the organism in Eukaryota, Fungi, Glomeromycota, Glomeromycetes, Entrophosporales, Entrophosporaceae.
AUGUCCAAAAUUACAAAUGACGCUAAUGAUUUUAUGAAAGAUCCUAUAAUAAUAAGGAUUGUUAUUGGCAACAAGAACGCGGCAACAGAAACUAUUAAACAAAAGCUUGCUUAUGUUGGACAAGAAGAGGGUAAAUUGGUAUCGGUUUGUCAGUUAAUACAAGAAGGCUUAAAACCACAUGUAUGGGCGUUUGUUCAAUCCAUUGAACGUGACAAAGAGCUAUUUCAUGAGUUAAUGUAUGAUGAUAUGAAUUAUGAUGUUAUAUAUUCUGAAAGAACAAAGCUCAAGUAUUAUAUGCAUGCGCUCGAUGGUUAUUUUUUUUAUUCAAAUAAUUAUUAA